This is a messenger RNA of Phycodurus eques (leafy seadragon), 5427 nucleotides long. RefSeq names its product calcium channel, voltage-dependent, alpha 2/delta subunit 1a (gene cacna2d1a). The transcript has 38 exons. NCBI's taxonomy places the organism in Eukaryota, Metazoa, Chordata, Actinopteri, Syngnathiformes, Syngnathidae. Gene Ontology annotation, cellular component: L-type voltage-gated calcium channel complex. Gene Ontology annotation, molecular function: voltage-gated calcium channel activity. Bases 127 to 3354 code for a protein of 1075 amino acids. The record is from RefSeq and is a predicted model, not a curated record.
UGUCUCGCGUGUGCGUGCACACGUUUGGCCGACGAGCAGCAGGACGCGCGACGCCGUGGAUUUGUGCAGCUGCUGUCCUUUUUAUUUUCCCUUCUUGUUUUUGUUUUGUUUUUAGGCUUUGCUACGAUGGAUUACUGCGUGUGCGUACUUUUGCUGCUCUCCAGCGUGUCCUGCGUGUCCACCGGCCAGUUCCCCAACGCGCACAUGAUUAAAGAAUGGGCGGACCAGAUGCAAAAGGACUUGAUCGAGCUCACGGACAAGGCGAGCGGCAUACGAAGUCUCACUCAGAUCUACAACAAACAUAAAACGCACUUCAGCGUGGAGACCAAUCGCAUCGAAGAGCUGGUGGCCACGGCCGCCGGGAAUAUCGAGAGAUUGCUGGAAAGCCGCUCCAAAGCCCUCAAGCGACUGGCAGAAGAGGCCGAAAGCCUCCAAAUGGCUCACAUAUGGCAAGUCAACAGCGAGCCCGACAAAAUCACCUACUACAACGCCAAAGACAACCUCAAUCAGACGGAGAAGAAGAACCGCUACGUUCCCGAGGACUUCCACGUGGACCCCGACUUCCAGCGUCUGGUCUCGUACAACACCACGGCCGUCCACAUUCCCACCGACAUAUACGAGGGCUCCACCAUCAUUCUGAAUGAGCUCAACUGGACAGAGGCCUUGGAGGAGGUUUUCCGGCGGAACAAAGAGGAAGACCCCACGCUCCUCUGGCAGGUGUUUGGUUCCGCCACCGGACUGGCUCGCUACUUCCCGGCAUCUCCCUGGAUCGACUCCAGCAAAUCGGCCAAUAAAAUCGACCUCUACGACGUACGCAGGCGGCCGUGGUACAUCCAGGGGGCAGCGUCGCCCAAGGACAUGCUGAUCCUGGUGGAUGCGAGCGGCAGCGUGUCGGGCCUCACCCUCAAGCUGAUCCGAACGUCCGUCAGCAAGAUGCUGGAGACGCUGGCGGACGACGACUACGUCAACGUCGUCUAUUUCAACGACAAGGCCACGGACGCCGCCUGCUUCAAGAACCUGGUGCAGGCCAACGUGCGCAACAAGCGCAUCCUCAAGGACGCCGUGCAGGGCAUCAGCGCCAAGGGAACCACCAACUAUGGGCGCGGCUUCGAGCUGGCCUUCAACCAGCUCGCGCAGAUGAACGUGUCCAGGGCCAACUGCAACAAGAUCAUCAUGCUCUUCACCGAUGGAGGCGAGGAGCGUGCCGAGGAGAUUUUCAAGACGUACAACCCCAAACAAGCCGUGCGCAUAUUCACAUUCUCAGUGGGUCAACACAACUACGACAAAGGGCCCAUACAGUGGAUGGCAUGCACUAAUAAAGGUUACUACUAUGAGAUCCCGUCCAUUGGUGCAAUCAGGCUAAACACUCAGGAGUACCUGGAUGUUUUGGGCAGGCCCAUGGUCAAAGAGGACCGCAAGGCCAAACAGGUCCAGUGGACCAACGUGUACCAGGACGCACUGGAGCUGGGACUCGUCAUCACUGGAACCCUACCCGUCUUCAACAAGACCAACACCGGAUCCAAGAAAUCUCAGAACCAGCUCAUCUUGGGCGUCAUGGCCAUCGACGUCUCCCUGGAGGACAUCAAGAGGCUCACUCCGCGCUUCACUUUCGGACCAAACGGCUACUACUUUGCCAUCGACCCCAAUGGAUAUGUGCUGCUCCACCCCAACCUCCAGCCGCCGACAGCCGAGUUCCACGAGCCUGUGACGUUGGACUUUUUGGACGCCGAGCUGGAGAAUGACAUUAAAGUAGAGAUAAGGCGGAAGAUGAUUGAUGGCCUCACGGGGACUUACCCCAUAUCUGCUCUGGUCAAAUCGCAAGAUGAGCGUUACAUUGACCUGGGCCGGAGGACCUACGCUUUUGCGCCAGUCAAGGGCACCGACUACAGUCUGGCACUGGUCUUGCCCGACUACAGUUCGUAUUACAUCCGAGCCACCAUCGGCGACACCAUCACCCAAGCAAAAUUUUCUGAGAGCCUGCUGGCAGACAAGUUUGACGAAUACGGCUACACGCUCAUUGCGCCAAGGGUGUACUGCAAGGAUCUGAAGCCGCCCGACAAGGACAAAAGCAACACGGAGUUCCUCAUGGAGUUCAACAACUACAUCGACACCAAGACGCCAAACAACCCGAUGUGUAACGUGGAGCUGGUGAACCGAUUGCUCCUGGACGCUGGCAUCACAUCAGAUCUCAUCAAGAUCUGGAAGGGGAAUACGUUGCAGCCCGGAGUCACCGCCAGAUUUGUUGCCACCGAUGGAGGGAUUACCCGAGUCUACCCAAAAAGCGCUGGCCUGAACUGGAGGGAGGAGGCUGAGACGUACGAGUCGAGCUUCUACAAGCGAAGUUUGGACAAUGACCUGUACGUCUUCACGCCCACGCCGUACCUCGCAGACAACACGAGCGACAACUCUGUCCUCGUGAGCAGAGCCGUCAACCUCAAGAUCGACAACAAGCUCCUCAAGCCGGCAGUGGUCGGCGUCAAGUUGGACGUCAGCGCCUGGAUGGCGAGCUUCAUCAACACCACGCUGAGGACCAACUGCACGGAUGAAAUCUGUGGCUGCCAACGCAAUAAUAUGUAUGUGGACUGCGUCAUUCUGGACGAUGGCGGCUUCCUAGUCAUGUCCAAUCAAGACGAAUACAUCGAUCAGAUCGGUCGCUUCUUCGGCAUGAUCGACCCCAUCCUGAUGGUCAACCUGGUCAACUCGUCGCUGUUCACCUCCAAGAAGUCCUUCGAUUACCAGUCGCUGUGCGAUCCCGCCAAGGAGACCAAGGCGGCGGCGGGCCUCCGAUCUGUCUACGUUCCCUCCGUCGCAGAUAUUUUGAAUGUCGGCUGGUGGGCCACUGCUGCAGCCUGGUCGAUCAUGCAACAGUUGCUGGUCAGCAUCACGUUCCCAAAUUUCCUGGAUGCAGCCGACAUGGAGGAGGACGUGUCCGACGACGUGCAUACAGAGGUGUGCAUCACGGAGCAAACGCAGUACUACUUCGAGACAGGCGGCCUCUCCUUCAAAGGAACAAUCGACUGCAAAAACCGCUCCAGACUGUACCACGCCGAGAAGCUUCCCAAUACCAACCUGGUUUUCGUUAUUGCCGACGCCAAACUCACCUGCUCGUCCUGCGACACCAAGCCGCUCGUACAGGAUGAACAGCAGUCUAAUGGCCCCGAUCCCUGCGAGCUAGCUCAGAAUCCUCGCUACAGGAAAGGACCUGCAGUGUGCUUCGAUAAUAACGAACACGAGGAGGACCCUGACUGUGGCGGGGCGUCCGGCUUGAGUCCCUCACUGUGGCUCACCUUGGCCCUUCAGUUGGCGCUUUUCUGGGUUCUUGGCGGGUCCGGACAUCACGCCGUCCCGUCAUGACCUGCCCUUACCCCACCACCAUCUCUGUAUACCAGCAUGCCUCCGGAAUGACGACUGAGAAGAGCUUCAAAAUUUUUGACUGAAGAACCCUUGGAUGGUCCCAACCAGAAGAGGACUUGGAUUGGUGGUGCCAUUGUUCAGAAGUGGGGGCUGCCUUAUCGGACUUGGUUGAGGAGCUUGAGCUGUUUAAUUCAACACUGCCAGAAGCGAGCAAAAAAAAAAAAUAAUUUAUUCAGUUCCCUGCUUGUUAGUUUAAGGCAAAGGAAACGGCUUCACAACAAACCUUUGCCCGCAGUCCGCCCCCGCCAGGGUGCAGAUAAUUCCUUUAUUUUUGUCUGGAUUCUUCCCCCCUCCUGUCAGUGUCUCUGGAACUUGUUUACUUUGUGCUCUUGGUCAAAUCCGAAUCCUCAGCCUCCUUCCGUCUGGAAUUCUUGGAUCGAAUACUGCCAUGCGUGCUCGUCAACCAAUCAGGACGAACCUGACUGAAAACUCUCUUGUGCCAUGUUUGUGAUUCCGAUGCUAGCUUAUUUAUUGGACUUUUUAUUGAAGGUUUGAGACUGCUAUCUUCACUUUGUGUGUACAGCUACUGAAGUCCACUUUACCGUCCUUUCUGUGCUUGCAUCUUUGCAGAACUAACAACAAAUCGGAUGCAAAAGGAGCGUUCUAUUAAUCGCGCUGGGUUUGUGCUUGUGGUCGGAUUUCGUGAAGUAAUUGGCUCCGUUAUACGGUGCACACAGUGGUUUUAUCGGGCAGAGCGCCCUGAAAAUGAGAAGAUUUUAGAUAAAACCACACAGUGUGGUUCAACACCAACCCCACUACUUUCACUCUUGGUCAUUUUCAGUGAACUCCUCAGUGAACACAAUUUCUUUCAAUAUUAUUUUCAUGUGCUUUUACUCUGAAGUAUUCUCAGUUUCCAUGACUAAUACCGCCACAUUUGCAAAGCGACCCCACUACUUUCACUCUUGGUCAUUUUAAUAGAGCUUGGAUGUAGCGAAUCUCCGACGUCACGCAAGUGUUGGACUUUAUAAUUCAGCCAUAACAUCGUGCUCGUGUUGGAACUAACGACAUGGUUGUCAUUUACUAACCGUGGAGAGAGAGAAAAAAAACAAGUGCCAUAACCGAAUUCCUAAUUUAUGCAAGGUGACGACGUCAAGUAUUGCGCGAUGAUCAGCUGUUACUGCCUUUGUUUUCCCUUGAGGCGACAGCAUCUACAGUCUUUUGCAUUACAAUGCAUGCCAAUGUUUGACAUAAACUGCAGCAUUGCGGUACUGAAAGGUUUUGAAUUUAAAGUGUUAAAAUUCGAUGCUGUCCCCUCGGGAAUAAUUUACAUGUGAUACGAAGUGUUUCAGAUUCCUUACAAAUUGCAGGAAUCUUAUGGAUUGGCGUGUGUUUGUUUCUUGCGUGCGUGGGUGUGUGUUACCAUCGGGUCCACCAAGGCCUGUUCUUUUAAGGCGACGUCCACAUGUACGUGGGUAUUUAAGAAAUGAUAUUUCGUACCACUGCGAUACUGGCACUCCACAUUGCAACAUUCUGUAAUCCAGUGAAACUCGCAAAUUUGCAUAUAUAUGGAUUUUGCGGGGGGGGGGGGGGGCAUCUUGUGGCCAAUGGGAGGAGGAUGUAAGGGGAGGAGCUGUAGUUCGUCAGGCCAUAUCCUUGUCUGAUAGAUUAAAAUUCGUGUGGCAUCUAUCGGCAGUUACAGGCCUUUUUGUGUUGGUGUCAUUACUCGCCGAUUUCGUUAUUCGCGACGAGGCUCGGUCCCUGAACACUGUAAUUAUUUUAGCCAAUCAAGAACUCUGAAGAAAAUAAUUGAGGGAACUGGUACAAUAACAAUAUAACGCUGCAUGCAACAAUGCUGAGUUUUCUGAAAAGUCAGUUUUCAGUGACCGAAAACUGUUGCAAACAAAUCCAUUUUUUUUAAAUACCGUUAAUUGUGUGGACAUUGUCUUAGUUUCCCUUGAUUGUGCUUUAAAAUGUUACACUUUAAAAACAACAACAACAAUUCGUACAAAAACCAAAGUUCUGAUCAAAAUGUGUGUUCAUCCAUGUGCAAAUAUUCAGAAUAAAAUUUUAUGA